Messenger RNA from Lachancea mirantina, 2247 nucleotides. Lineage: Eukaryota; Fungi; Ascomycota; Saccharomycetes; Saccharomycetales; Saccharomycetaceae. The record is from the annotation of a GenBank genome assembly.
AUGUCAAAAAGCUGGCACUUAGACAUUUGGCCCAUCUUGACCAAAGUCUCAUGCUCUUUGACAUGUUUUGCAUGUGGUACAAUUGCGAUUUCGUUGAUCUGUCUGGACAAAGAAACGCAAGCGUUAAAUCAUGCAUCUUUGAUACUCCAAAUAUGUGGGCUUUUCGUAGCCGCGAUCAUAGAAAUUCCUUUGACGUUGGAAUUUUGGCACCUACAAAAAAUAUCGUAUUUGGCCAUUUUACUCCGUAUGGUGACAUAUGCGUCUGCAGUAUGGUAUUGGGUGGAUUUGGUAAACAAUAUGCCCGUCGAGAUUUCGACAAUUUUGCGCCGUCUGGUAACGGCGCAUUUAGCACUUUUAUUGGCCGUGAUGGGCUGCUGCGGAGCCUCGUUGACGAGUGGGCAUGUAAAACGUUGUAAGAAGGAUGAAAAUGUGCAAGAUGAGGAGUUGGCUGAUGAUCACUUUGUAGCCACAGAUGACAAUUUUGAAAAACAGCCGAAAGGAAUUGCUUUGAAGAACUCUGCGCAGACUUUGACACCAGCACAGGAAAAUGUAAUCUUGGCGCAUUUGCCACAACCAAACUGGAUGAAUAAUUCUCCUGCUACUUACUCAAGCUCAGACACCUAUUCCACUCCGUCCGUGAAAAGGCAUGCCAUAGACACGGAAGCUUUCGGCAGAACCUCUUUGAGCCCACAAGGAUGCGAGAUCGGAAAACCUAAGCAUAUUAACGGGAUAAAUAAAAGCCCAAAACUAAACCUUUUAACGAAAAUUCGCCACAAGCGAAGCUUGAAGAGAGCGAAAACCGUUCAAGACCAACCUCGCGAAAGCGACAGCUCUGGUGCACAUUACGUGACAAGGCUUUCUACUAUCCAUGACACUUCAAGAAGUCUCGUGAAUGUUUUUGGCGGACCCCAAAAUAGAGACUCCCUUCAGCCAAGCGCCGAGUCAGUUCUGAUGCUCGACCAUCAGUCCAAUCAGGAACGCGAACAGAAAGACGAGACCGCUAUUACUAUCGAGAAAAAUGCUCUUGAACGUUUAAAUAGCGCACUUUUGCCGCCAUCUCUGAGAACGCAUGCAUUUACUGAAUCUGAACAAGCGCCAGAGCUAGAACAACCAAGCGACGAUCACGCAAACCUUCCAAAUCUGUUUGCCAACGACUUACAAAAGAUUCCCGAGAUGUUCCAGAAUGAUGGUAUAAAUAAUCUUGGAGAUCCUGCUAUUAUUCUUCCUAGAACAGUUACACUUGAUGAUUGGAAAACCCAAAAAUCUCUUUUAUUGGACCGCGAGCGACAUAUUGCGCAAAGCGGCGAUCAACUUUUGCCCGGUCUUGACUUCAAAGUAAAUGAUUCCCGAGAUCAGGAGAAGGCCUUUAGUUUUCCUGAUUCUUACUCGAUGAAGUUCAAGAGUAUUUUCCCGCAAUUAGAACCAGAUACGAUAGAACAGCUCGACGAUCUUUUUAAGAGUCAGCAAAGUGAGAGCAAAAAAGUACGGUUGAUGAAAGAAAGAUUGUUACUAGAGGAUGUUUUGCGCCAGGACAAUGGUUCGGAAACUGUUCUCAAAUUAUCGAAGGAGAGCACUUUCCCAUCAGGUCCACAUUCGCCAACAAAAUCAAUUGCAUCUUCAAAUACUGCCGCAACGCCUCACAAAUCACCUUCAAGACUGGGUUCAAUCCUGUUAAAUUCUGCCAGUUCUUUUACUAGCAACCACGCAUUACAUUCGAGAUCCAAUUCUCAGCUGAGUGGUAAUGCCUAUAGCUUGUCAAAUCAGGGAUCUCCUGUCAAGAGUCUUCGUUUCAGGAGAAGCUUGAGCAAAAAACUCUCUUUAUCGAGCAUAUCUACUCGUCAUGACGAUUUCGUGGGCUCUUUGGCCGACGAGUAUUAUUAUGGACGUGGUCAUGGACGAGGCAAAAGUAUCGAUUUUAGCUACGUGCACAGCUUACAAAGUAAGCAUUCCCCAUCCAAAUCUACUUCUUUGUCGGGAAGACGAAACAGUAUGUUCAUCUUGGGUGACAGGGCUCCCCCAGCAAUAAACAUGUUACGAGAAAACUUCACAAACGCUGGUAGGGCACCAUUUACUUCUGAAAACACAACUACUACUUCUGCUCAAGAUGUGACAAUUCUAGAGGACGAAUCUGACGAAUCAAACUGCUCGAAGGGAAGCGGUGUUAAUUAUCCAAGUGUGAUUAAGAGCGAAUAUGAUCGCGAAAAGUGGUCAACACUUAUGAGUCUCGAUAUGAUUCAUCCGGUGUGA